Messenger RNA from Cottoperca gobio, 1077 nucleotides. RefSeq names its product Bet1 golgi vesicular membrane trafficking protein (gene bet1). Lineage: Eukaryota; Metazoa; Chordata; Actinopteri; Perciformes; Bovichtidae. Bases 157 to 495 code for a protein of 112 amino acids. The transcript has 4 exons. The record is from RefSeq and is a predicted model, not a curated record.
GAUUGUCCUCGUCGGCCACCGUAUGAUGUCGUGGCGUUCACUAUCUUGUCAUAGAUACUCGAUUAUCGUGAGCUGUUGUUUCCAGCUGUUUAGUCUAAAUUAGUUUACUGACACGUUACAUAAAACACCGGACAGUGUUACCGUCAGUGGUUCAAGAUGAGGCGCGCCGGUUUGGGUGAAGGACCCCCUGGGAACUAUGUAGCAAGUGGCUACAGUGUGUAUGAAGAAGAAAAUGAACACCUACAGGAAGGACUGAGGGCUAAAGUCAGCGCUUUGAAAAGUCUGUCUAUCGACAUUGGAACAGAAGUCAAGUACCAGAAUAAAAUGCUGGACGAUAUGGACACAGACUUUGAUUCAACAGGCGGCCUGCUUGGUGCCACGAUCGGCAGAGUCAAGCAGCUUUCCAGAGGCAGUCAGACCAAACUGCUGUGCUACAUGCUGCUCUUCUGCCUUUUCGUCUUCUUCGUCCUGUACUGGUUCAUCAAGCUGAGGUGAUAGGGACCCCGUUGGACUUGACUUCUUAACGCCACAUCCCCAGUCUGCGCAAUGCUGAUGAGGAAAGGCAGGGAUUUUUUUUUCUCAGCUUUACAUGUGCCCGUGUCUCUUGAGUAUUUCAAAAUUCCAAAAUGUACUCUUGAAAGUACUCGUGAUGGAACCCCCCCCCCAAAAAAAAUAAAAGGGGGGGUCUGAGAUGAAUAAUGUGAAGUAGGAAUCAUGUAUGUAUAGCUGAAGUAGUCACUACCAGUAUGUAUGUAUUUGCUAUGAAGAUAUUUCCCUGGUUGAGAGAUAACACUGAACAUGUAACAACUGUAUAACAUACUGUGUCAAAAGCCUUACUGCAGUCAUGGGCACAUUAAACAUGAUGAGAUGGCAAAUCUGUCCAUAAAGCCCCAGUUGUGUUACAAGUGAUUUAAAUUAUAGAAUGCUCCUUGAAGCAAAUAAUCUAGUGCAUUUGCUUUUAAGAAUAAAUACAUAUAUUUGGCAUCCAUACAAAAAUUGAUAGCAGUAUUAUUCAUUGUUUUAUGUUGUUGUAAAAAAUACUUUUUUAAUGUAAAUAAACACAUUUUAUGCUCUGAA